This is a messenger RNA of Anguilla rostrata (American eel), 1626 nucleotides long. RefSeq names its product CB1 cannabinoid receptor-interacting protein 1-like. Gene Ontology annotation, biological process: negative regulation of signaling receptor activity. NCBI's taxonomy places the organism in Eukaryota, Metazoa, Chordata, Actinopteri, Anguilliformes, Anguillidae. The record is from RefSeq and is a predicted model, not a curated record. Bases 577 to 936 code for a protein of 119 amino acids. Gene Ontology annotation, cellular component: plasma membrane. The transcript has 3 exons. Gene Ontology annotation, molecular function: type 1 cannabinoid receptor binding.
AUUAUUCAUUUGUUUCAUCGAUGAGGGGUUAUUCAGCACUUACCGUAUCCACCUUAAUUUCCAAUAUUCCACUAGCCUAUUUCACAAACCGUUGUUGUCUAUACAGGCCUAUAAUAUAGCCUACUAAUAUGCAUAACAUGCGCAAAACAUCGUCCGAUAUCAGUUUGCUAUGAACGUAUAGCCUGGUAAUUUAUUUAUCCUUUAUUUAACCAGGUGAGUGCCAUGUAUAUGUCGAUCUAUUUUACAAGGGAGCCCAAAUAUGUCGAUACAUAUUUUACAUCCGAUUUUCGAAUCAAUUUACUGUGCAUGGCCUACUGUAGCGAAGUGUGCAUAUGAAGGUGUGUCUUUUUUUAGACCCAAUGGUCGACUAAAGCGACUGAGGAAUAUACUGAUAAAUUGCCGUAUUUUUGACUGUGCAGUUUUAUGUGUAUGUGUAGCUAAGAUAUAACGAGGCCUGGGUAGUGUGGUGCUGUCAAAAAUGUAUGGAUUUUGCCGUUCGAGUGUGAUGAUAUCACUUAAAUAUGGAAAUCGCGACCAGGUUUCUGGUUACCGCUGAUUUCAGAUGUUCGGUCGACGAUGAAUCCACCAUUUGUGAAAGGAGCGAGGCUUCUUUCAUUUUGGUCCAGCACCAUGAGCAUAGGCGGGGUGACCUUCCCACUGGAGGAGCAAUCCAAAGACCCCCAAUCAAUCAUUUACAACGGCACAUAUGACACGGAGGGAGUCCCGCAUACUAAAAGCGGCGAGAGGCAACCUAUUCAAGUCAGCAUUCAGUUUACUGAAGCUGGCCUGUUUGAGACAGUGUGGCAGGUGAAAUUCUACAACUAUCACAAGAGGGACCACUGCCAGUGGGGGAAUAGCUUCGGCAGCAUCGAAUACGAGUGCAAACCAAACGAGACGCGGAGCCUGAUGUGGAUCAACAAGGAGUUGUUCGUUUGAUGGGGGACAGAGCACUUGUAGCAUUUAUUUGACGAAGGAGAACAAAGAAACUAAGGGGAAAUUAUCAAACGACUUCUUGAUAUCAGCCAGCAUGAAAACGUAUCAUUUCCCCACAUAUGAAUAUAAUAAAAACUUCCCUCGAUUCUUCUGUUAAGUAGUUCACAGUAGAGCUCAGUUGUGCCAUCUGAUUUCAUGCUGAAAGUGAACUGUUGGUGAUGUGUGGUGACGUUUUUUUGUGAGUUGACACUGUAAUUUAUUCAUUUAUUCAUUUAUUUAUUUUAGCAUUUUGGUAUAGUGAUAAUUAUUUGCCAUUAUUUUUAUUUAUUUCCUGUCUCUAAAGAGCACAAGCAGAGUGACAGCUGCAAAGAGUGUUUACAUUCAGAGUUCUGACUCAAGAGGAAUACAACACACCUGUUUGCCAUUUUAUUAUAGUGUAUUAUUUGCAUAAUAUCACAUUUUUCAGUUUCAGCAUAUCAAUACUGCUUUCUUAGUAGGUUGCCUCAUCAUAAUUAACAUAAUCUGAGGAAGGCAAAGUAUCUUAACAGAAGUUUUAAUUGUAUUUUAUUUUAUGAAAAAUAUUGUGUGCUUUUUAUUAAUUGUUUUGAACAUUUUUAAACAUUUAACUUAUGACAAGCUUAUGCAAGUGCCACCAGAACACAACAAGGUGCAAUAAAGGAAUUAUAACCAGCA